AUGAUGGCGCCUCUUCUCAGGCUUCUGCCGCUACUUCACCAAGCUCUUGCAGUUGGCAAGGGCAACCCAACGCUUCAUUGUGUAGUUCUGGCAACGCCAAACACCUAUGAAGUUCACAUGUUGGCAGGGCAAUUCAGGUUGAAGGCCGGUAUUUUCGAAUGCGACUCCUACGACAUCUAUAGCAAUGUCAGUGCAUGGGAGCUCUUUAAAGAUCACGUGGAUGUAGCUGAUCAGCUUGCACACAAGGUGCACAACAUCGGGAUCCCGCUCUUCGCGCCGAUGGUCGCAGGACCCCCAGGCUGGGAUCCCAGUGACGCGAAACAAGAGGGGAAGAAGGGCGCCAAACAUUUAGCCAACACACCGAUCUUCGAGACCUUGUGGUCAAACGUUUGCGCAGACGGCAGUUUCAGGCAUUAUAGCUUCACCGCCAAAGUGGAUGUGGACACGGUUCUGUUGCCGAACCGGGUCUCCGCCGACAUGCACGGUCGACCGCCGCGCGCGGAAUACUUCUGGAACGUGAAAAACGACAUGUACGGGAAUUUCCUGCACGGCCCCAUCGAGCUCAUUUCGAGAGAUGCGAUGCACACCCUUUGCAAGCGCUCCCAGGUGUGCAAGAAAAGCAUUUCCCAAGCCGCCUAUGGAGAAGACUUCUACAUGAAUGAGUGUUUGAAGCAUCUAGGAGUUCCAGCAGUGCAGGGUGUCCACCUUCUCUACGACAUGUACUCCUACGGCGAUUGGGGCCAGAAGAAGUGCACCCCCUUAGUGGCGGACAAGAUGGUAAGUCGAGUGCCCCGGAGCUACGCAUCGUACCACCCUCGCAAAGAUCUUGCGGGCUGGAUCCGAUGUCGGAAGGAAGCAAACUCUGGCAAGGUCUUGACAAAUCAAGAGGUGACCGAGGCUUUGAGGGAGUCCAAACUUCGAAGUAGCAAGGCUCGCUCCGAACAUCGCAAAGUUGAUGAUUUCGCCGAAGCGGUCGAGGUGACCUCCAAUGGCCUUGGAACGAGCUUGACGUCUACUAGGCCCGUGACGAUUGGUGUCCUCUUGAUGGGCGCCAGCACCGUGGCUCUCUUCCUUCUCCUCCGGUCGCAUCUCUUCUGCAAGACUUCGGAGCCGCAAGAGACAUCCGUGCCGUUGCCCAACGGCGACGCGCCCGACUUCAAUGAAGUGCCCCUGACGUAUCGCAGUGAUGCUGAAAGGAUUCCCCUGGUCUGA
Messenger RNA from Cladocopium goreaui, 1212 nucleotides. The record is from the annotation of a GenBank genome assembly. Lineage: Eukaryota; Dinophyceae; Suessiales; Symbiodiniaceae.